AUGUGUUCUCUUAAUUUUCACGUCACGAUUGUACUUUGUGAUGUACAUAAAAGAAGAGUCCGUGCGUGUUACGCAUCAAAAGAAAUAAGAUGAAAAUAAUGCGAUUUUUCAAAAGAAACUUUUAAAUAUUUUGGAGGACUUUUUUUCUUCUUUAAAAUAAUUUGGCUGCAUUUACUGGAUCACAACGGUUCAAAUCACAGAUCUAUGUGAGGUAAAGAAGUAAGACACCCUUUUAGUAUGCCCAGGACUAAGGAUUUAAGACAACUCCCAGGCUGGAUUUUAGGAUGGAUGUAUGCCAAUGCCAUCAUUUGUACGUGGGAUGCAAGCUUCAUCAUGUUUCGCCCUCAUUCACUUCCCGGGGGAUCGUACUCAUGGAUUUGGUAUUUAUAUAAGUACUAUGUCAACAUUGACAAACGUUAUGUGGACACCAGUGACCCGUUUGUGAAAGCAAUCAGUCUGCAAAACUAUGUCGAAGUUUUCUUGAGCAUAGUGACCAUAAUAUUGCACUACCGGUCGAGUCGCCACACCCGUUUAAUGGCGUACAAUGUUAAUAUUAUGACGAUGUGGAAAACUGUGACGUAUUUCUUGAUGUUUACGGAAAUUUGUGGAGCGCAGGAUUGGAUCGGCUCCGAUUCCACCUUAACUUUAACGUUUCUGUUCUACUUUCCAAACGGUGUGUGGAUAGGAGUUCCUUUAAUCGCUAUGUAUCAAUUGUGGCCAUCUUUUGUGCAAGGACAAGACAGCAACCAGUUGAAAAAAGGGGUUUAGUGAAAAUGUAAAAG
This is a messenger RNA of Saccostrea cuccullata (small rock oyster), 782 nucleotides long. RefSeq lists its product as uncharacterized. The coding region runs from base 238 to 768 and encodes 176 amino acids. The record is from RefSeq and is a predicted model, not a curated record. The transcript is spliced from 5 exons. NCBI's taxonomy places the organism in Eukaryota, Metazoa, Mollusca, Bivalvia, Ostreida, Ostreidae.